AUGGCCGCCGCUGUUGAUUUCACCUCGGGUCAAGACCACGCCUUGAUGAUGGCUUCACGCCAGGAUGAGCUCUUGGCCAAGACAUCGAAGAUCAAGAAAUCUCUGCACAAGAUAUGGGAGAUGGAGAAGUCUUUGGGCGAACUGGCCCGGAUAUGGGAGAUGGAGAAUUAUCAGGGCGAACUGCGGGAGAACGAGAAAUAUCUACCCACGCUUUUGGCCCUGCUCGAUUUGAAGAAAUUAAUAUCGAAAGAGCUUUGCCUACUACGCCCCAGUAGGGCCGGCAGUUGCAAACAUGGAGACGUUCAUCCCUACCCAAGGGGCAAGUACACUGGUGCCUUAUAUGAAAUUAAAUUCAAUUUCGGAGGAGAACUUAAGGAUAUGGGAGCACCUCGACCUGUAGCCAAGUUCAGCAGUUUUAACGUUCGGGGUGCAAGGAUUUUCGAUCGCUCCCAACUAUAUGUUUUUACAGAGGAGGGUUCGGAUCAACUUUGCCUUAGGUCAUUUGGAGGAUUUAUCUUUGAUACAAAAACUGGGAAUUUAGAUCCCUUGACAGAGUCUACCGUACAGUUUAAGCCGCGUGGAACAUUUGUUUCGGCAUAUGGCACACUUUAUUUUCUUGAAGGCAAAUCGCCCUCGGAACCAAGUCGGUGUCUAGGUUUUGGGAAAUACGAUCCUGAUAAGAAGGAUUGGGUGCGAAUGCGUUUGUUUCCAUUUUCUUAUGGAUAUACCAUGAGGGUAACUGGUUAUGCUGUUUGUUAUGGCCUUAUUUUGUAUACAUUGUCUGACUUGCAUCGAAACUUUGAUGUCGUUGCUUUUCACGUGGCUAGAAAGGAUUGGAUACGAGUGGAAGUUGAGACUUAUACUCCUUUCCAAGGGAGGGCUGUGGUUGUAGGCGAGACUAUCUAUGCCUUAAAUUCGUCUAAUGGGGAGGAGAUUAUAGCAUACUCCUUGAAAAGGAAAGAAGAUGACAACGGUGGUACUACAUAUUCACUAGUCCAACUGUUUAAAUUGAACGACCUUGAGAUUGCUGUUCCGCCAUUGCAAUUUGGUGAAUUUGUGACUUCCUAUUUGGUUCAUCUAGGGAACCAAGACUUUGUUCAUGUUAAGACUGCCACUAACAAAGAAUGUGAUGAGGUUCAACAUGUUUGUAUCACCACGUUUCAAAUUGUUCAAGGAAGAAGACACAUAAUUGAGACCUUACAUUCAACAAUUCUUCCUAUGGAUAUUGAAGCCCGUAAUUGGUUUAGCCUUAAGUUCUGCUUUACUCCAGAGUGCGUGGAUUAUGAACCCGUAGAAGCGGAGAGUGCAGCUAGCACGAAGAAGCCAAAACAAGAAGAUGAAAUCAUUCUGGAUGAGAGUUCUUUUAUGUGGGAGGAAGAAGCAAGCACGAAAUAG
Prunus armeniaca (apricot) is the source of this 1395-nucleotide messenger RNA. The record is from the annotation of a GenBank genome assembly. NCBI's taxonomy places the organism in Eukaryota, Viridiplantae, Streptophyta, Magnoliopsida, Rosales, Rosaceae.